AUGGAUGAAGAGCUUCGUCGAGCCUACCUUGAGGGCUACUCGUCAAAGAAGCUGUCACCUGCUGUGAUAUCCGGAUCACGACUGGUUUUUGAUACCUCAAAGCCGACCAUGAACGCUCCAGUGGGCACCUCGACCGCGAAGAGAAGUUGGUCAUUCAUCUCGAUCGCUGUAUCGGGCCGUGGCUUGCCCUUGCUAGCCAUAGCAGGACUGAUAUCCGUCGUUCUAUUGACCCUGAUCUUCCAUCGGGAUCGCAUACUGGUCCGAUUUAGUGACCUUGGACGAUACCUGCGACAGAGAUAUGACGAAUAUGCACUAGUCAGUGGUACGUUACUCUCUCUAGAGCACAACUAUACUAGCUUAAGAGUAUGGACGAACGAGAUGUGGCUAUGUCUAAGAUACAACGAGAUGGGUGAUAAGAUUGCUCGUCUGACCGACAAUAUAUAUUUCCUGCCAGACAACAUGCAGCGUAUCAUUUCACGAAACCUCAGCAAGACUGCACUGGCGGUGGCGCUCCUGUUCUGGUUCAUCGGCGUUCAUCCUCUUGACAGAUCUGCUACAGUGGAGGUGCCGAUGCACCAGCUCCCACCUCGUCUGGCGAUGGGCGUCCCUUCAUGGAUCAGUCCACUCAGCCAGGGACGAAAGAAGUCAGGCAGCAACAGCCACCACCAGCGGGACACGGUGCCAGAGCGAGACAUACUGAUGGCGACAGACAGUUCGGACGACUUGGGGAAAGCGGCUGGCACAGAUGUAAUGGGUAAUUUCGAGCUCUGGAGGACUAUGCAGACAGUAGCUAGCAAGCAGGCCGAUAAAAGUUUACACGACUCAAGUACAGCGGCGAUCCAGGAUGAUAAACAAUACGUUUCGACGACCACAAUGAUCCUCGAGUCGACCAAGACGAUGAGCACUCUCGAGAGCGCGACAGACUACUGGGCACCACCGAAGAGCACGACUACGUUGCACAGAAAUCAGACGAUUUGGUGCAGGGUUUGCGAGCAAUUUCACUGUUGCGAGCUACCGUACUGA
This is a messenger RNA of Recurvomyces mirabilis, 1023 nucleotides long. RefSeq lists its product as uncharacterized. The record is from RefSeq and is a predicted model, not a curated record. Lineage: Eukaryota; Fungi; Ascomycota; Dothideomycetes; Mycosphaerellales; Teratosphaeriaceae. The coding region runs from base 1 to 1023 and encodes 340 amino acids. The transcript has a single exon.